UAUCUUUUCUCUUUCAUUUCUCUCUUCUGGCACCCCCACCCACCCUGACAACUUACACCGCGUUCGCAUCCCUCUUCUCCAUUUCCUUAACUCUGACGCCAAACCCUCAAACUCUACCAUUUUUAUCCCUAUAUUUUUCUUCCAUUUUCGCUGAUUCCAAAAUCAAUUCCAACACGACAAUCUCUCUAUUGGAUCAGAACCCAAAAUUACACUGACAAGCAAAAAACAGAGCGAAAUCUCAAUUCAUUGUUUUUUUUGGGUUCUCGAUUUCUGUUAAACCAUGUUGCUAACUCGAACCAAAUCAAAGAUUUGGGUUCACAAUCCCUCUUCCCCAAAUUUCUCCUGCCCUUCUUUCAAAGAUAUUCAAACCCUUUGCUCCGACGAUUCAAUUUCCAGCAACAACUCACCCACUCCGACCAAAAAGCCCAAUAUUUUCCACCGCGUCCGGCGCGUUAACGCCAUCCUCCGUGCUCUCUCAACCCGACCCGUACCCGAAUUGACUCCUAAGGAGACCCAUAAAUCAGAGCCGUUGAUUCAAAUCCCUGGAGCUGAGAAAAAGAUUGUGAUUUACUUCACGAGCCUGAGAGUUAUCCGUUCUACAUUCGACGAUUGUAAAGCCGUGAGAACAAUCUUACGCAGCUUCCGGGUUUCGAUCGACGAACGAGAUGUAUCGAUGGACGCCGGGUUCAUGGAGGAGCUGAGGACAAUAUUGGGGGUACGUGAAAAGACGAAACUGCCCCUGCCGAGGGUUUUCAUCGGCGGGAGGUACAUUGGUGGAGCGGACGAGAUUCGGGAGCUGCAUGAAGCCGGCGAGCUGAAGAAGUACGUCGAAGGGCUGACUCCGGCGGCGGGCUUCGGCGCGUGCCAAGUGUGUGACGGCCAUAGAUUUAUCCUCUGCGACGAGUGCAGUGGGUCCCACAAAUGUUACAGUGAGAAAGGUGGAUUCAGGACUUGCUCGGCUUGUAAUGAGAAUGGUUUGAUCAGGUGCCCUUCUUGUUACUAUGCGCCAUUUUGAACCUUCUGAUUAGAUUAGUAGUUCCUACAACUAUAAAUUUAGGCUUAGUCAGAAAGUAUAAGCUGAAAAUGGAGAUGAAAAUUUUAUUACUUCAUUUUCUUUUUUAAAUUUUCCAUUCAUCUUCUUUUAGUUACUCUUUUUGGUGGGUGGUGCAUUGGGUGUAUUCAUGUGCUAAGAAGGCAUCUUGAUAAAGAUGCAGAAUGUGCCCAGCAAAGUGCUUUUAUAGUUGUAGUUCUUCUUUUUCUUUUUUGGGGUGUUUUCUUUUGACAUAGAAAUGUUACUAAAAUGUAGGAGAGUAACAUGAUACUAGGUAUGAUGUUGCACUUUGAGGAAAUCUUAUAAAUUUGAUUCCACUUUUUUCAAUUUUA
Nicotiana tabacum (common tobacco) is the source of this 1383-nucleotide messenger RNA. RefSeq lists its product as uncharacterized. NCBI's taxonomy places the organism in Eukaryota, Viridiplantae, Streptophyta, Magnoliopsida, Solanales, Solanaceae. The record is from RefSeq and is a predicted model, not a curated record.